Aspergillus tanneri is the source of this 870-nucleotide messenger RNA. Its product is annotated as oxidase ustYa family protein. Lineage: Eukaryota; Fungi; Ascomycota; Eurotiomycetes; Eurotiales; Aspergillaceae. Gene Ontology annotation, biological process: mycotoxin biosynthetic process. The coding region runs from base 1 to 870 and encodes 289 amino acids. The record is from RefSeq and is a predicted model, not a curated record. The transcript is spliced from 4 exons.
AUGACUCGCUUAACGGCACGCUUGCGACAUGUAGUGACUUGUCAAGAUGUAAGGGAGUUCGAGGAAGAAGCUAGGCUUCAUAUGCAGAAGCGAAGAUAUAAUCGCCGUAUAAAAUGGAUAUUUGCUGUACCAAAUGCUCUUUUGGCUGCCAUAUCGCUUGGCAUAUUAGUUUAUAGCCUUACAAGGCCUGGUCGGCCCUUUACUGCCAAUGAGAUUUUCAAAGAAGUUAAUGCUUACUCGCCCAUUCUUUCACGCUUAGAACUACCAUUGCACAAUUACACAGUGGAUGGCUACCUCUUUGACGUAACUCAUUCAAUUCUCCGAGCCGAGCCAUCUCCUGAAUCCAAUGCUGAGUGGGAUCGGAUCUCCCAGCUUGGACCUAUGGUAAUGACCAGAGAAGAAGUAAUUAAAAUGCAUAAGGAUCCUGAAAAGGUGGUCAAACUCCCACUUCACUGGGGAUACGGAGAUGACGCAUACAUCUGGCAAACAGAAAUGCAGCAUAACAUCCACUGCCUUAACUUUAUCCGCCAGUAUGCCUACUUUGACUACUUUUACCGGCCAAAGUACGAACGAUUUGAGGACACACCACUUUUAGACCGCAUUCAUUUAUCACAUUGUCUCUACGUACUUGUUCAGGACCUCCGCUGCCAGCCUUCGUUUAAUGCACUGACGUUCAAUUGGAUGGACGGCUGGAAUACCCCGGCUACUGACUUUACACCUGAACGACAGUGCAUUGACCAUGAAGAGUGGCUAAAAUGGCAGGCUGAAAAUAAGGUUCAUACAGAGGGUCAGUACCUUCCUCGACCGACAGACCCGGAGAAGUUUAUGCAUGGACCUUUGGGUAUGGAGCAAUUGUGGAAGGAGGAAUAG